UUAUGGCAUACAGAUUCACGACUAUUUUCACGAUGUAUCAAGAUAUUUAUACAAUCAACAACACGAAGUGUCAUAGUUUUUAUUAUUAAUAUAAAUUACGUAUAUAGAAAUUAUAAAGAAAAGAAAUCGCAAAGAAAUAUUAAAAUGUUAAAAAUUUCGCGCAAAUUGUAAAAGUGUAAAAUUUUAGUUUUGCCAUUCUUUUCAUAAAAUUUGUAUCACGAUAAAAUUACAGAGGUUAUGUUACCGUACAAUUUUAUAAAAAUAAAACAGUUAAAAAGAAGCGUAAAAAUUAAAAUUUAUAAGGCGAAUAACAAUGAUAAGACUCGGAACAAUGUUCGAUAAUCGUGAAAUUGGAAAACGAAUACGACGUUUGAUCGAUGGAAAUUAUUCAUGUCGCAAAAUAUUUGUAUUACUUAUUAUAUGUAGUGGUAUAUUUUUAUAUUUUGGUCCACCUUUCAUACAAUGGAUCUUUUCUUCUACCAGAGAAUCAACACAAGCAAUCGAAGAUCUUUGUAUGAACGAAAGAUUAGCCGCCUUUCGUUUCGAUAUCGGAGAAUAUAAUGUAAAUAUUCUUCACAAUCCACCAAAAGAAGAGGAACAUUAUUAUUUGCCAUAUAUCGGAAAUGGAAUUUUUGGAAUUCCUAUUUUGCCAGAGGCUUUAAUAUAUAUAAAACGAGGACGAGCACUAUCAUUGCCUGUACAAUGGCAACCAUUAAUUUCUCAUCCUUUGCUCAAAAGCAGUUUUUAUCGAGAAGCUACAGUUACACAUUUUACAAAUGGGAUCGUUUAUCGUUAUCAAUGUUUCAGAGAAGGAUAUUACAUGGAGUUUCAAUAUUACGCUCAUAGAAUAUUCGAUGCAAUAUUGAUGCAAGAUAUAAAAAUAACUAAUCCACUUUCAUUUUCUCAAAAUGUACCGUUGAAACCACAAGUAUCUACUCAAUGGAGUAAUUAUCGUAUAGAAACGAUCAAAAUUCAAAUAGAUGAUUUUAUGGAUGAAUAUAAUUUAAUUUCGGGAUUCGUUCCAUUAUCUAAUACGAAUAAAAUUGUGACGAUAUCGAUACUCUAUAAAACGCCACCAAGAACGUUACAAGUUAAAGCAAGAAGUACUAUUAAAUUAAAAUUCUUGACAAGUAUACAAUAUAGCGAACCUACGCUUAUGGAAGAAUAUCACGUUCAAUACGAAUUAACAAAAAAAAGGUCGUUACAGGCGCUUAAAAAAGCCAUCGGUAUUCAGUACCAAAAUUUAAAAGAAGAUCAUAUUAAUCGUUGGCAAAGUUAUUGGUUCACAGGUUUUAGAAUAAGCGAUUCUAAAGCCGAUGGUGCAAUAAAUGGUUAUAAAAUAAAUUCUACCAUAUAUUACGUAUUAUCGCAAAUUCCAAAAGGAAUUCCAGGCAUAGAAAAAAAUGUAGCUACGAAUGAAGGUUGUUAUCGCGGGCAUCAUACUUUGGAUGCUCCACGGUUAUGGAAAGAUACAUCUUCCAUCGAUGCUAUAAACAACGUAGUCGAAGCUUGGUUAGUAACAUUAGAAAAACAAGGAUGUCACCAUUUAAUGAUCGGCGAUCCUGCAGCAGUGCAACAAGCUAUCGUUUUAAGCCUUGGUAGUUUACGUUUCAGUAAUCAGCAUCUCGAAUUUAAUAUCGAUCCUCAAUAUCUUCAUCGCGAUUAUUUAUUUAGGAGAAUAAGUUACGGUAAUGUAACACAUUUAAAUAUAUCGGUAACAGUUGGAGAAGAUAAUCGUGCAAUUUUAAAAGUGGCUUUAGACAAGAGCGAUAGUGUCUAUUUCGGUUGCGAUGCUGGCUGUUUGAAUCCACCUGUUUCUUUAAGUCAAUCAUACGCAAGUAUUCCAGUAAAAUUGACAAAACCAUUAACAGCCAUAUUAUAUAUAACAUCCGAUUAUCAACAUAUGCAAGAUUUGCGAAAUGCUUUACACGUUCAUGCUAUAGACGACGCUCCCGCGCAUGAUCACGUUGUAAUGGCCUUACACAAACAUGGACAUCAAUUAGGAGGAUUGCCAACAUUUUUUUGGAUCAAUUGUUUUCUCAUAAUCGUGUUUCAUUUGUUUCUUUGUAAACUUAUUAUUAAUGAAUAUCACGGUCACCAAGAUAAACAGAAAGUACGGUAUAGUAAGUUAUAAUGUUUGUAUCGCGCGCGUAUAUACGUGUGUGCGUGUGUGUGCGUGUGUGUGUGUGCGUGUGUGUGCGUGCGCGUGUGUAUGUGCACAUGUAUGAAUAUCGAUAUUAAAAUAAUUACGUUACAUACAUUGUACGUGUAUAUAUAUAUAUAUAUAUAUAUAUAAAUUUAAUAAUAAUAUAAAAGCUUAUAAAAAGAGAAAUAUUUCGCUAACUAUUUUUAAUAUCGUAUAAUUACGUUUUUAUUAUUCCAUACGUAAAAUUCCCGAUAAUCGUUAUUUCCGUCAUUAUUUUCGAUAUCAUUAUGGUAAAGUAAUAUACCUAUACCGAAUAAUACUUGGUUCACAGUACAAACAGUAACAAAAAAUGAUUUUAACAAGAAGAUAAAUACGAAACGACUCGAUAUAAAAAUAUAAAAUUCGUUUAUUCGUGUUUUCAAUGAAAUUAAUUUGGAAAAAAUAACAAAUCAUUCUAGGAAUCUCAGUUAUCGCGUUUAUAUAGAGCAUCGUAUUUUAACGUAAUAAGUAUAUAACGUAAUAUAUUUUCAGUAGUUAGAAAAAGGGCUUCCUCACCGAUUUCGAUAACUUUUGAAUAUUUC
Molecule: messenger RNA, 2727 nt
Organism: Apis florea (little honeybee)
Lineage: Eukaryota; Metazoa; Arthropoda; Insecta; Hymenoptera; Apidae
Source: RefSeq, a predicted model, not a curated record